GGGUCGAUAUUCAAGGGGCUUUUGGCGCCGCUGGAGGCGUUUGGCUUUGAGGGGAGCUUGGGAAUGGGGGCUCCUUUGGCGUGAGGGGAGCUUUGGGAAUGGACGCUCCUUUGGCGUGAGGGGAGCUCCUUUGGCGUGAGGGGACCCUUGGGAAUCCUCGGAAUUAAGGCAUUGGGAACGAAGGGAGCUUUGUUAACAGGAUGGGAGAGCGAACGGGGGAAUUCUUCGCUGAAAAGGGGUUAAAAAGGGAAUUUCCCCUCGGGAACGAGGGAAUCUUUGGAACUGAGGGAUCGGCACAGGGGAUGAGGGGACCCUCAGGACGAGCUCGGCGCAUCCGUGUGGGAAAAGGACUUUGGGAAAAGACGUUCUGAGGGAAAAGCGUGGAGCAGCUCCAAAUUUUCUCCCAAAUAUUUCUCUUCCCUCCGGAGCUUCCCAGCUGGAAUGUCGUCUCCCGGCUGGCAUUCCUCGUGGCCCUGGUGUCAGCGACGGGAAAUCUUGGGAAAACGGGGGGGGGGGGAAUAGGAAUAAUGCAGAGAAAUGAGCGGGAAAUUCCAUUUUUUUUAAAGCAGAAUCCUGGAACGGUUUCGGUUAGAAAAGAUUGUUAAUAUCGUCAAAUCCAGCCAUGCCUAAAAACCACGGGAUUGUCUUUGGUUGUUGUUUGUUUUUUUGUUUUGUGGGGGUUUUUUUCCUUUUAUUUGCCUAAUUUUCAAUAGUUUGAGGAAAUCGGGAUGUUAGAAAAACAGCUUCCCCCGGGGGAGCUGAGUGGUUUUAACUCCGCUAAAAAAGAGGAAGCGACGCAUCCAUAAAAUCAUUCGGGUUGGGAAACAAAACAAAACAAAACAAAAAACAAAACCCUCUAAAAUCAUCCAAUCCAAAUAUUAUCCCAAGGAAUAACCAGGCCGAUCUUUGGAUGCUGCCCUGCCAGGAAAGUGGAGCUUUUUUGCCUUUUUUUUUUCCUUUUAUUUAUUUUUUUUUUUGCUUUGUGGCUGCUGCGAACGGGUUAAAAGAGGAAGAAAUAAAUGAAAGGAAGCAAAAGCGAAAGCGCCGAUCCUGGCAGGAAGGAGCUCAUCCCGAGACGGCUUUUCCUGCUGCUUUUGGGUCAUUUCCCCAGCAUUUUUUGGAGGGGAAAAGUUGUAUUUUGCGUUGGUUUUUUUCCUGCCCGGAAGAGAGGAAUUCGUGCCUUUUCCAAAGGAUGAGGGGCUCCAAGCGGCGGCACCUGACGGCCCCCGAGUGCGAAGCUCUGGCCCGGAGCGCCGAGGGCUCGGCGCCGCUGCGACGGCCGCUGGGCCUGGCCACAGGAGGAGGAGGAGGAGGAGGAGGAGGAAGCCGAGGCCUUCAUCCCAUCCACGGGACACGGAGACAUCCCAGAGGAGCCGCCCGGCAGAGGAACAUUCUGGAAUUCUUUGCGAUCCAGAAACGUCCGGAGGUGGGAACUGCUGGGAUGGAGAACUGUGGGAUCAAGGAAGAUCCAAUGGAUCCCGUUUUCCCUGGAUCUGGGGAUUCCUUCAGGAGCAGAGCUCAGAGCUGUGGGAUCAGGGAAAAUCCAAUGGAUCCCGUUUUCCCUGGAUCUCAGGAUUCCUUCAGGAGCAGAGCUCAGAGCUGUGGGAUCAGGGAAAAUCCAAUGGAUCCCGUUUUCCCUGGAUCUCAGGAUUCCUUCAGGAGCAGAGCUCAGAGCUGUGGGAUCACGGAAGAGCCCCUGGAUCUGGAUCCCGUUUUCCCUGGAUCUCAGGAUUCCUUCAGGAGCAGAGCUCAGAAUUGUGGGAUCAGGCAAGAUCCAAUGGAUCCCAUUUUCCCUGGGGAGUCCUUCAGGAGCACUCGGAACUCUGGGAUCAGGCAAGAUCCAAUGGAUCCCAUUUACACUGAGGAUUCCUUCUGGAGCAGAGCUCAGAGCUGUGGGAUCAAGGAAGAUCCAAUGGAUCCCAUUUUCCCUGGAUCUCAGGAUUCCUUCAGGAGCAGA
Messenger RNA from Hirundo rustica (Barn swallow), 1957 nucleotides. RefSeq lists its product as uncharacterized. The record is from RefSeq and is a predicted model, not a curated record. Lineage: Eukaryota; Metazoa; Chordata; Aves; Passeriformes; Hirundinidae. The transcript has 3 exons. The annotation marks the transcript as partial.